GCUCGUAACAAAAGUGAACUAAAACUGUUUUGUAGUGUUGUCGGGAGCUGAAGGUGUGCGGUGUGAUAGGACCAUGUGUAUCACUCAACCGUCGCAACCAGUACGUCUCUGACAGUGAGAUUGGAGUGGGUGGGACGGCAGCCUGGAAGAUAUGUGGUCUGGAUCCCUCCACAACUCUUGCCGUGGCGUUCGAAGUCUCCAACCAGCAAGCCAGCAGCAUACCGCAAGGCCAGAUGGGCUGUGUCCAGUUCAUUACAUUCUACCAACACUCCACCGGGCAGAAGAGAGUUCGAGUCACCACCAUCGCCAGGCAAUGGGUGGAUGCAGCUACGAAUCUCAACUACAUCUCCUCCAGUUUUGAUCAGGAGUGUGCUGCAGUCAUGAUGGCCCGACUAGCAGUGUCACGGUCAGAGAAUGACGAUGGUCCGGAUGUCCUGCGCUGGCUCGACAGGAUGCUCAUUCGACUGUGUCAGAAGUUUGGAGAGUACCACAAGGAUGACCCCAGCUCCUUCAAGUUCAGCGAGAACUUCUCACUCUACCCACAAUUCAUGUUCCACCUGCGGAGGUCUCCGUUCCUGCAGGUGUUCAACAACAGUCCGGACGAGACCUCGUACUACCGCAACAAGCUGAACAAGGAGGACGUGACCCAGAGUCUGGUCAUGAUCCAGCCCAUCCUCUAUGCCUACUCCUUCAACGGCCCUCCUGAGCCAGUUCUGCUGGACUCUACCAGCAUCACAGCCGACAGAAUCCUUCUCAUGGACGCCUUCUUCCACAUUGUCAUCUACAACGGCGAGACCAUAGAUGCCUGGAAGAAGGCAGGAUAUCAAGAUCUCCCAGAUCACGAGAACUUCAGACAGCUCCUUCAGGCCCCAGUCGAUGAUGCACAGGAGAUCUUGCAGACGCGGUUCCCAAUGCCCAGAUACAUAGUCACCCAGAAAGGAGGCAGUCAGGCUCGUUUCCUCCUCUCCAAAGUCAACCCCUCGCAGACCCACAACACCAUGUCCGGAUGGGGAGCUGUAAGAAUGACAUCAUCAUUACAUCAAAAACCUUACCUAACAGUGUUUCGGCUAAUCGAAGCUGCAGAUUGUUGAUUUGCUCUUUCUCUGUGCAGGAGGGAAGUGGGGCCCCAAUUCUGACGGAUGAUGUCAGUCUUCAGGUUUUUAUGGACCAUCUCAAGAAACUUGCUGUCUCCUCCUCAACUUGAUCCCAAUUACACACACUACUAUAAUAACUAAUUUUGACACUCUAGCGAUGUGGAAUAAUGGUUUUAUUCUCAUGUUUGUUACGCUCCAGUUUGUGGCUCUGUGUGCUUGCGUAGGCAGCACACGUAGGCAUGUCUCAACAACUUGGUAGCGAGGUAGAAAGGCAAGGCAAACAAGUCAACUACACCUCUUUCUUUUC
Molecule: messenger RNA, 1401 nt
Organism: Geodia barretti
Lineage: Eukaryota; Metazoa; Porifera; Demospongiae; Tetractinellida; Geodiidae
Source: the annotation of a GenBank genome assembly